UUGUUGUGGCUGUCGUUCUGGCUGGGAUCUUUGACGCCUCGCAUCGCGAUUGAGUUUCAGCUUGCGUUUUGCAUUUACUUCGCGAAUAUUCAGCAGCUGUAGUUCGCCGACGACCGUGAGCGCGAUAGCAACACUUUCACCUAGCGAAGCGGAUCGCAAUGGCCAAGCCACAGCACAUUCUGCAGCUGAAUGAGGAGCAGCGGCGCAGCUUCGUCGGCUCCUUCGACCGGGUGCUCAGCGACAUCGAUGGCGUCCUGUGGACCUUGGAGCACGAUGUGCCGCGGGUGGCCGACGGAUACGCUGCCCUCGAGCGGACCGGCAAGCAGCUGACCUUCGUCACCAACAACAGUGUGCGGACGGUAGAGCAGUGUGUGAGGCGCUUCGCCAAGAUCGGGAUGCAGGUGCGACCGGAGCAGAUCUGGCAUCCGGCGCAGUCCAUCGUCAACUAUCUGCGGGGCAUCAGCUUCCAGGGCCUCAUCUACAUCAUCGCCAGCCAGCCGUUCAAGGCGGUGCUCCGCGAGGCCGGAUUCCAGCUCCUGGACGGGCCCAACGAGUUCAUCGAGGAGAACUACGAGAGCCUGGCCAAGCACAUUUUCGACCGACAGCCGGUGCGCGCCGUCGUCAUCGACGUCGACUUCAAUUUGACCUCCCCAAAGUUGCUGCGCGCCCAUCUGUAUUUGCGGCACCCGGAGUGCCUGCUGAUCGAAGGCGCCACCGAUCGCCUGCUGCCGGUGUCCAAGGGCGUGAACAUCAUCGGGCCGGGAUCCUUUGCCUCCAUCUUGGUGGAGGCCAGCGGCCGGGAGCCCAUCACGCUGGGCAAGCCGGGUCGCCAUCUGGGCGAACUGAUCGUCGAGCACUACCGGAUCGAGCAGCCCGGCCGAGUGCUCAUGGUCGGCGAUAUGCUGGCCCAGGAUGUCGGCUUUGGGCGACAGUGCGGCUUCCAAACGCUGCUCGUCCUCAGCGGCGGCUGCACGCGGGAACAGCUCCUGGCGGAGACGGAUCCCCGCCACAUUCCGGACUACUUUGCGGACAGCAUGGCCGACGUGGCCCAAAUCCUGGGCGAAGGGCCCAAAUCGCAUGUCUAGUCGUACUCCGCCAACAACUAGCAAAUGAGAAAUCUGCACUGCUAAAAAAAAAGUAGUAUAUCCAAAUAUUCUGUACUCAAUUUGUAUAGUUAUUUUAAACAUGAAAAUAUUACAUUUUUUUUUAUUUUUUCAACUGACUAUUUUCGGAAUUGAUUUCAAUAUGUUUCACGUUGGUUAAAAUAUUUUAAUAUUAAAUCAUGCAAUUCAAUAAGCACUGUAUUUAAUACUUUGAUUUAGUAUUUAAUUUGAAUAUUAAAUAUAAAAUUUUUAACUCAAUAGUCAGAUAUAUAUUUUUUUACUAUACCAUUUUUUUGUGUCAUGAUUGCUAUUAGCACAAACCCGUAUUUUAUUCGUUAUCUGAAAUAUAACUCACUAAGCUAACAAAA
Messenger RNA from Drosophila elegans, 1471 nucleotides. RefSeq names its product pyridoxal phosphate phosphatase. Gene Ontology annotation, molecular function: phosphatase activity. Bases 159 to 1085 code for a protein of 308 amino acids. Gene Ontology annotation, cellular component: cytoplasm. NCBI's taxonomy places the organism in Eukaryota, Metazoa, Arthropoda, Insecta, Diptera, Drosophilidae. The record is from RefSeq and is a predicted model, not a curated record. The transcript has 4 exons.